UUUGAAUUGCACCUGACCUUCAAGACUCAGUUCAAAGGAUUUUUUAAUCCAAUCUUUCUAGGUAGGUCCAGCAGUUAUCUGUGUAUACUAAGGUUGUUAACUAGGAUUCACAAACAGGCUUCUGUUAACUUCUAAUAUUGUAUGCAAAAUUUUAUGUAAAGGUGCAUUUUUGCAGAAGGCUGGUCCAUGGUUUUCAUAAAAGAUUUGGAGAUUGCAGAGGGUCCCAUAAUGCAAAAAGGCUGACCUACUUAGUGAAGGUUAUGAGACAACUUGGCGACAUUUGUUAAUUCAUAAAACGGUAUCUGCAGGCGUUGGAGACAGUUUCUUAACAAAAGAGCUGCUGGAAGCUUAGCCAUGCCCAGUGCAGUGAGGACCCUGGCUGUUCCACUUUAUUUCUCAAAAGAUACUGGUGCGAAGGCAGCAGCUCCUCUCGCCCCAUGUGUCGUGCAAGUUGGGGGCAUUAUUCCAUCCGUCCCGUGUAAACACGAGACUCAGUACGGGAAAUGAGGCCUCGGCUCGCGGCCACUCGAGGCGACCGCCGGCCUUUUCCACAUGCCGCCAGCAACCGAGCCCACCGAGUGCGGCUCCCCGGGACCGGGAAGCGGCGGCGGCGCCCGGACGGAAGCUUUUCCUGUAGGUGAAAGGUCAGAGGCGCCGCGGGAGGCGCCGCAGGAGAGACUGCAGUGCGCGCCGAGCAGCUCGCCGACUUCCCUGCAGUGCCGGUCGCGCGGCCCGGCUGCGGGCUCCGCGGCCCGGCUCCGGCCUCGGCCUCGGCCGCGGCCUCUCUCGGAGCCCCGCGCAUUCGGCUCCGCCGCUUCGGCCACUCUCCGCGCUCCCAGCCCAGCCCGAGCAGCUCGCCGCGGCGCAGCCAGACGGGCCGGCCCCGCCGGCCAAAGCCCGCAGGCUGGUGGGGGCCAGGGGGUGCGUCGGUUGGCAGUUGGGAGGAAAGUACACCCCCGCCCUCCGCCCCGGACGCGGCCGCUUUUCUCCACACCUGGCACUUCUUACCGGUGCUUCUCCGCCGAGCUGCGUUCUGCGCCGGGCGUGGACCGGACGGUCCCGCCGAGCCGGCUACUGGGCGGCUCCGGAAUAAGACAGGUUGGAAAAAGCUGGAGGGGGGAGGGUAAAGAAAAGCGGGGGCUCGGAGCUUUGGGGGUUUGUGUAUUUGGGGGGGGGGUCAGAGUUCGUGACCUCUCUCUCGGCUCUGCGGUGCGCGCUCUCGGUCGCGCCUGCGCAAGAGUGGUGUGGAGAAGCGACGGGAGGAGGUCGUGA
This is a messenger RNA of Rhinolophus ferrumequinum (greater horseshoe bat), 1272 nucleotides long. Its product is annotated as skin secretory protein xP2-like. The transcript is spliced from 2 exons. Bases 553 to 1272 code for a protein of 239 amino acids. The record is from RefSeq and is a predicted model, not a curated record. NCBI's taxonomy places the organism in Eukaryota, Metazoa, Chordata, Mammalia, Chiroptera, Rhinolophidae.